This is a messenger RNA of Condylostylus longicornis, 1361 nucleotides long. RefSeq names its product protein FAM151B. NCBI's taxonomy places the organism in Eukaryota, Metazoa, Arthropoda, Insecta, Diptera, Dolichopodidae. The record is from RefSeq and is a predicted model, not a curated record. Bases 134 to 1102 code for a protein of 322 amino acids. The transcript is spliced from 4 exons.
UGCUACUGACUUUAGUCAGUAGUAAGAAGAUUUUUUGUACUCGUAAUAUUGCCGGCCUCUUAUAUUUGUUUUUUUGGUUUUUUUUUAGUAGUCAAUCAAUUUAAUUGGAAAAAGUAUUUCGUUUAAGUUCAAUAUGGUAUUAAAGUGUAUCCUAAGUGGCUUCGUUAUUCUUGGAUUUUUUGGAAUUAUUCAAGGAGCUUCCACGAAAUCAUCUACUGCAGGAAUGGAAGAAAAACCAGCAAAUUUAACAGCUAUCAAAUGGGCUCAUGCGGCAAAUGAUUACACUUUAUUAAAAAAGGCUCUUGAAUCUAAAGUUGAAAUGAUUGAAUCUGAUUGUUUAAUGGGAACCUUAUUUGAAGACAAAACUAAAGUUAUUCCAAUUAUGUCGCAUCCACCAAAAAAUGAAUCCGAUAUUUCAUUAGAAUAUUAUUUGCAAAAUAUUACUGAGUAUAACGCGAAAAAUCCUAACUCUCAAAAAGGUAUUAAACUAGAUUUCAAAAGUAUUGAAGCUUUCGAAAACGGGAUUGAAACUAUAAAAAAUCAUAGUAAAAUUAUAAAAAAAAUGUGGUUUAAUGCGGACAUUUUGAAUGGACCAGGAAAUCCUCAGAAUCCUCCAGUAGAUGCGUUAAGAUUCUUAAAAACAGCAAAGGAAAUCAGUGAUAAUAAUACGUUAUCAAUUGGUUGGACAACAGAUUUAGUAACAGAUACAUCAAAAGUUAAAUAUGAAGAAAGCCAGAUUAAUCAAAUGAUAUCGUUAAUAAAGGACAAUGGCAUUGUAAACAGAUCUAUUACCUACCCAGUAAGAGCUGUAUAUGCUGCAAAUAGUGAAAAUGAGUUAAAAGAUUUGUUAAUUAAAACUGCUGCAACUAAUAACAAUGGAACACUAUCGAUUUGGUCAGCAGAUAAGGAUAUACCUUCGGUUAAUAUUAAAAAAUUACGUGACUUAAUUUUAAAUAUUGGUGUUCAUCAGGUGUAUUUAGAUGUUCCAACAGGUCUUGAACGCGAGUUACGCCUUAACUCUUCAGGAUCUCUUAAAGCUUCUUUUAUAAACUUUACAAUAAUUUCGAUUGUAUUGGUUUUCCUAAGCGAAUAUUUAAAAUGAAUUAAAUUUAUUUAAGAAAAGUUGUUAAUAUUUAUAAGCAAAAAUUUUAUUUUUUUUUUGUUCUGGAAAUAUUUUAAAACACACCCCUAUGUAAAUGUAAAUAAGUGAUUUUGAAAGCUUUAAAUGUUCGCUUAGAAUUCAUAGAAAAAUUUUUCAAAACCUUCUUCCAUUUUUAAACCAAAAAUAAAUAUUAAGUUUGUGUUAGUUACGAUUUUAAUUUAUAAGUUUCUGGCUAAAUAAAUUUUGUUUUAAAUCCAUA